AACAGUCUUGCUAAUCAGCAGUUCAACUUAAACUGUAAUGGACGUCAAGUAACCCAACUGUCUAGACAUGACUCGCGAAAUUUCGCUAGUUUUCUUUUGUCAUAGUUUUAUUCUCUACUGCUUUGUUAUCCGAAUACUUGCACAAACAAGGUAAAAUAAUGAUUUUAAUUUUUUUCAAUAUUUGUUUGUAGUCACUUUUUGUGUACAUGCUUUUUUCACAGGCUGGAGCCAGAAAAGCUGCUAUUGAAUCAGGUAAGUUUUAUGGAUACUACUCUCUAUAAAGUAAUAAUAGCAAUAAUAAUAAUAAUUAUAAUACGGAUAGCUCAGUCACUAUACAAAACUCAGCAUGACAAAAUGCUCCGCCCUGUCUAUCAUUUUCCUCUUGGAAAAUAUGGAUUCGAUGAAUCUGAUUAUUCUUCUCCAUGGUACAUGCAAUCUCAUCCACAACCAAGCUAAGAAAACAACGAAGCAAAUAUAUUAUGGGACAUACCAUAGCAACUUGAAAAAUGUCCUAAGGCCGGUGCAAACAAGCCAGAUAUCAGUAUACUAGACAAUUAGAACAAAGAAUUGUCUCUAGUGGAAGGUACGAUAUGUAUUCCAGGAACAAUUGCUGAAAGAACCAAGUACAAACAGAACAAGUAUGUAGACCUUAGAUUGGGGAUAAAGAACUUGUAUCCAGGUUACAAAUUGAAGCUUAUCACCAUAGUAUUUGACUAUCACCAUAGUAAUUGACUAUCUUGGUGCAUACUAAAAAGACCUAGAUAAAGAACUGAAUAUGUUAUUUGGGCCGAAAGUAGCAAGGCUAACAAUUGAACGUUCCCAGAAAUGGGUUAUUUCACAGAACUGUGAAAUUUUAAGGAGAUCUUCAUGCGUGUAACUAUGUAAAUGCAUGAAUAUAGUGGUAUAAUAGUUGAAAGAACAGAUUUUAGCUUUAUAUACUGAGCCUCUCAAGUACAUGAACAAUGAUAAUUUUUAGUUUAUUUAUCUCAUUCAAGGGUGUAUUUUUUGUUACUUUCCAUUAUUUUAGACAUAUAAAUUUAUACAAUGUGUACAUAUAUGUAUAUAUUUUAUAUUCUAGUCCACAUUGCCUAGGCUGUGCCUGCAAUAAUAUUGAUAUCUACAUUGAAUUAUUUUACCAAUAAAGUUUACCAUAAUAAUGAUAAUGAUAAUGAUAAUGAUAAUGACAAUAGAGAUGACAAUAAUAGAAAAUUCCAUUUUUUUGUCAUCUGUUGAGUAAAAUACAUAGUCUAAAAUUUUUGGAAUCUAAACUUAUCAUUAUAACCUAAACUUAUAAUAUGGUAUUAGUGAUAAUGGUAGUAAUAAUCAUGGUAAUUAUAAUGAUAAUAAUGAUAAUAAUUAUGCUAGUGAUAAUGAUAAUUGUGAUAUAAUUUCAUGAAAAGUUAUUUUACCUAAGAUUACUGUACCUCCCUACUUGUUACAAUUUUUUUAUCUGAUGAUUUGCAAUGCAAAACAUUGGAGAAGACCUAAUGCACUUUUAAAAAGAACUACUUGUAUCUGUAGGAAGAAAACCUCUCAAACCACCGGUCUUUGGGGAAAUUUGUGCAAUCUUAGCAAGAAUAUAAAGACAUUUUCAAACACAGGAAAAUCUAUCUUUUACCAAAUGCAUUCCUUUUGUAAAAUCAUACUGUUAUGUGUCUAAUCAAUUCUAAGUGUGCUGGCCAUAUAAAUUUCAAGCUCAAUAAUGAAUCCUCUAGUACUAGGGCCACUGUAAAAUGCUGCAUCGCAUCCUUGCAAAAUUCCCAAAACUUUUGAGGUAAUAAGUUGAUCCUUUCUCCUCCAUGAUUUUGUCUGUGACUGUGUUCUAUUCUUCAGGUUCUGCAUCAUAGAAAGACGGUCGUAUACCACUUAGUGCAACUGAAACCAAGCAAAAGUUAUGAGUUGCGAGUGUCAUACCCUUCUACGGUACUAUGCUUUGAAUUAUUUUGUUUUAUGCGAAAUUCAUGGUGGGCUUGUGGUGAGUGUCACUCUUCUGAUCACAAGAUCCAGCUUCAAGCUGCAGAUGAAUCAAAGUGUUAUGUUUGUGAGUAAGACAUUUAGCUACCACAUUUCCUCUUGUUGACCAUGGAUAUAAAUGAGUAUCACAAAACUCUUAGGGUAACAAAUGAAAUGCGAGGGGGAGGGCUUAACACUGCAAUGAACUAGCAUACCAUUUAGGGGGAAUUGUAAAAAUAGUAGUAAUACUCCUAGUGUUAACCCUUUAUACCCUAACAUCAGUAUCAAUAUUCUCUAUACUCUUCUCUAUACAAUUCCUUUGAUACUGAAAAGGAGAAUCCAUUUAACAAUCACAGCUUUUGAGGUUGGUGAUCUUUUUCUUUAUUCUCAUGAUCUUAAUGUUUAAUUCAGCAGUAUUACAGUAAGGAGAAAUUAGAUGCUGGUCACUCUUAGGAGUUAACAGUUAAUAUCACUGAAAGCAAGUUAAUCCUACAAGUAGUAAUGGUGUUCUAGUUUGUAUGUUGAAGCAGUACUUUCUAUUGGUGAGAACUAAAAUCAAAAAAGAAAUGGCAAUCCAAACUUUAUACUGUCUUUGAUUUGCACUUCUUUUCUAUUUUUCAUGCCAGACAUAUACUCUCUCCCUCCCCAUCUUUUUUAAGUCCUUGUUGGCCUUUUGAGGGACUUUCCUUUAAAGCAAGUUUCAUUAAAGGGUGAAAAAUGGACUUCAAUGAUUCAUCACCUCACUAUUUACAGUGAAUCAACAGCAGCUACACAAACUGCCCACCACAGCUACUUUGUUAAUUCAUCUUGAUGAUUUUAUCCUACCCCUUACUCCCCCACCCCUCCCCUCCCAACAAAAGUGUGCUUCGACACAAAUUCCAACCAUUUUUAGUAGUCAGAUGCUGAGUAAGUUAACCCGUGUGAAAUUGAAUUAUUUGCCCUCCCCAAAGAAUUUCUCAAGAUAUCUCAUAGCAUUUGCCAUGUCCUUUUUUUGUCAGACCCCAACAGAUUUUCAUAUCCAGCUGAUUCCUCACAAAGCUCUACAGGCUAGUAAAACAAGGAAACUCCUUAAUAUUGAAAAACUGGUUUUCAGUAAUGAGUUAAAGGUAUCAGUUUUACUUAUAUUAAAUAGUUUGUAAUUUUUUUUGUGUAUAGUUGUGGAUAUAUCUUCCUUAAGUUCCAAAUCUAGCUGAAGUAGAGGGUAUGAAUAUUGGGAUAUUCUAUCUUUCACAAACUUCUGUGCUAGUACCUGGUCAUUUACUCUGAACACUCUUCUAAAAGAUGUGUAUUGCAAGUAAUUUUUAUUGUCUAAAGUUAUAUUUAAAAACACAAUUUUUCUUUGAUAAUGUUGAAUUAUGUACACUAGAUCACUGAAAUUUUUUCCAGAGAUUUGGUAGUCAUGUGGUUAUGGGCUGGACUCCUCAUUGAAAGGUUGUCAUGCGAUCUAAGUUGGUAUCUGCCGGUUGGUAUCCUGUCCUUGAGCAAGACACUGUAUCACACAGUGCCUCUCUCCACUCAGGAGUUCAGCUGGGUGCUGGUUAACUGUCAAAGAAACCUUACCAAAUGCUUGGGGUGGGAUAACCUUGUCAUGGACCAGAAACCCUUCUAGGGUGGUGGGGAAGUAGGAAAAUUUUUAGUCAUUUAUUGUAGCUAUGAAAACCAACUUGAGGGUUUUGAUAUGUGUUGUUCUUCAUGUUGGGCAGCCUACAUAGAUUUUAACGAAAGAUAAUUUUUACUGAACUUUCAGGAACAAUAUGCAAAUGUCACAGCAGUCAGAACUGGAAUUCCUUACAAUCCUGCAAGUUUAGCUGAACCUGUAGUUUACAAUAUAGGCAAGCAGACAUUUCUAACUUUUCAUCAUUCACUGAUCACAGUAUUACUGAAAAAAUUGCAUGAAAAGCUAAUUACCUCUUCCUGCUAUUAGUGAUGAAGAGGGAUCCUCGAUUAGCAGAGUUUAACAUUUUGUUGCUUUUAUUUGUAGUUAAAUUACUUUGCCAGGGACUUAUGAAUUCUUGAAGAUCUCUUUUCUUAACUUUCUUGUGAUUUUUUAUUCAAUAUGUUUGUGACAAAUUGUCACAAAAGGAACCCAAGAAAUUAUUUGAUUGUUCCAGUUGUUUCUUUAUCCUCCUUCUCACCUGGGGGUUUUAGUUAAGCCACCAGGGGUUCCUUCUUCCCUCAUUAAAGAUGUCCAAACAGAUUCACUGUCUUUUUUGUUUACUGUGUUGUGCAAGACUGGUGUAAAUUUAUAUUAAUACAUUAACUGUCAUGUUUAUUUUCCUUCAGUGCUUGAAGAGCUCUUAUUGGGAAUUCCUUGGCAUACAUGGAGGCUUGGUGUUCUUGUUCUUCUUAUUGUGUAUAUAACUUUCAAAUAUCUUGUUCCCCACUUCCUAAUGUAUAUUGAAGAAAAUGUAAGAAUAUAUGGCAAAAGAUAA
Messenger RNA from Pocillopora meandrina, 4385 nucleotides. Lineage: Eukaryota; Metazoa; Cnidaria; Anthozoa; Scleractinia; Pocilloporidae. The record is from the annotation of a GenBank genome assembly.